UGUGUGUGUGUGUGUGUGUGUGUGAUAUACUCAGUGUUAUUAAAUUUAACCUCGCACUGAUAAAAGUGUUUUCUUUUCAGGAUUUCACAAAGAUUGCCACAAAAGGAGAGCAAAAUGGUGAACUGUGGCCUGUUGACAAGCCAGAAUGCUCCAGUUCCACUGAAGCACAUUGAGGUGGAUCUGCAGGUUCAGGGGCAUGUAGCGACGGUGACCUCCACCCUGCAGUAUAUAAAUGAGGAAGCGCACCUGCUGGAGGCUGUGUUUGUCUUCCCCAUGCCUUCAGGAGCUGCUCUCUGCCAUUUCAGCGCCAAGAUUGCAGACCAGGAGAUAGUGGCUGAGGUGCAGGAGAAACAGGAGGCGCGGGAGCAGUACGACGAUGCAGUGAGUUCAGGUCAACAGGCCUUUCUGCUGGAGGAGAGUGAGGAGUCUGUGGACGUGUUCAAGAUGAGUGUAGGCUCUCUGCCACCAGGACAGAGCGCCGCCAUCACCUUCAUCUAUAUCACUGAGCUGAGUGUACAGGCUGACCAUUCACUGCAAUUCUGCCUGCCUGCAGUGCUCAACCCCCGCUACACACCAGCCGGUUCAGGUGGUGGUAUAGUGUCAGAGAUAACAUCAAGUUCUUCUGGUAUUCCCUACUCUCUCUCUUUUACUGCACACGUGAGUUCUCCAAACCCCAUCACUAAAGUGGAGUCCAAAUGUCCUCUAGAGCCCCUGAUGUUCCUCAACACAGACCACACAAAGGCAAAGGUAAGUCUUUGUGCAGGUCAUAUGUUUGACAGAGAUGUCGAGCUGUAUCUAUAUUAUCAGAAUCCCCAUCAGCUCACUGCUAUAGUGGAGGCUGGAUCUCCCUCAGCACAGCCAGGGACUCUCCUGGGAGACCCUGUGGUCAUGGUCAGUUUCUAUCCAGAGUUUCCUGAGUCAGUGAUGUCCUCCAUGUCGUCAUGUGGCGAGUUUGUGUUUGUUAUGGACAGAUCUGGCAGUAUGAGAUGCAGAAUGUAUCACGGACGAGGUGUACAAGAACGCAUCGAGUGUGCCAGGGACACUCUGCUCCUGCUGCUGAAGAGUCUCCCUAUGGACUGUUACUUUAACAUCUAUGGAUUUGGCUCUCACUAUGAAUCCUUCUUCCCGAAAAGUGUGCAGUACAGUCAGGACACUAUGGAGCAGGCCGUGAAGAAGGUAAAGGAGAUGCAAGCAGACAUGGGGGGUACGGAGAUUCUGCGACCUCUGAAAAACAUUUAUAAACAGCCUUGUAUCCCCAACCACCCAAGACAGCUGUUCAUAUUUACAGAUGGUGAAGUAGGAAACACCAAAGAUGUUCUUCAUUGUGUGAGGAGCAAUGCUAAUUUCCACAGAUGCUUCUCUUUUGGGAUUGGUGAAGGUGCAAGUUCUGCACUCAUAACAGGAUUGGCUGAGAACAGCUCUGGCCACGCCCAGUUCAUCACAGGAAAUGAGCGCAUGCAGGCCAAAGUAAUGCAGUCUCUUCGCUAUGCUUUGCAACCAGCAGUGAUUGAUAUCACUGAGGAUUGGACUGGUUUGUCUUUCACCCGUCUGAGCCCCCCGAUUAAUUCACUUUUCCAUGGUCAAAGAGCACUGAUUUAUGCCCAGUUGAAAGGAGAGGAAUGUCAGAAACCAGGUGCUAAGGGGAAAAUAUCAGUACAGUACUGCCUAGGAGACCAAGAGGUCUCAAACAUUGUCCACUUCUCCCUGAAGCCUGCUGAGAAUAGCGGACUGGCCAUCCACAGGCUGGGCGCUCGCUCUCUGAUCCGCUCUCUGGAAAGGGACAAGCAGGAUGAUGGAGCUGAUAAAGAGGCUCUGAAGGCCAGAGUGGUGGAACUGAGUAAGCAGUCUGGAGUGAGCAGCUCUCACACAGCCUUCAUAGCUGUCCAUAAGGGCAGCGGACAAGCUGUGAAAGGACCACUGGUGAAGAGGAGAAUUCCUACCCCUAGGAUACAGCAGCAGCAGACUGCACAAAUGAGUCUUCAUGGUCUCUGUAAGUGAAUGCUACAAUAAAUACUUCUUAAAAAUC
This is a messenger RNA of Ictalurus punctatus (channel catfish), 2026 nucleotides long. RefSeq names its product von Willebrand factor A domain-containing protein 5A. NCBI's taxonomy places the organism in Eukaryota, Metazoa, Chordata, Actinopteri, Siluriformes, Ictaluridae. The transcript has 14 exons. The coding region runs from base 115 to 1998 and encodes 627 amino acids. The record is from RefSeq and is a predicted model, not a curated record.